Molecule: messenger RNA, 3227 nt
Organism: Schistosoma spindalis
Lineage: Eukaryota; Metazoa; Platyhelminthes; Trematoda; Strigeidida; Schistosomatidae
Source: the annotation of a GenBank genome assembly
AUGAAAUCAUCCAAUAAUAAUAAUGAUAAUAAUAAUUAUCUAUCAAAUUGUUUAAAAUCAUUAACAAAUGAAGAAAUAAUGGUAUAUAAUUUUCGUGCUUAUAUAUCACCAUUACUUGCAUUAAUUGGUAUACCAGCAAAUAUAUUUAUUAUUAUUAUAUUUAAUAUAUUAGAAAAACAACAAACAUGUCGUUUUAAUUUAUAUGCAAUAUGGAUGGCAUUAGCACAUUUAAUACAAUUAAUUGUGAAUACAUUUAUUGAUGAUUUUUUAGGACGUGGUUUAAAAUGGGCAACUAAUUGUUAUAUAUGGUAUCAAGUUGAUUCAUAUUCAUCAAUUACAUGUAAAUUAUUAACAUAUUUAUCUGAUGUCUCUGCAUUAAUUGCUGCAUUUAUACUUAUGUUAUUUAGUAUAGAUCGUGUAUAUUCAAUAUAUUAUACUAAACAAAUUGAACAAUUAUUACAAUUACGUAUAGCUAAAUUAUCUAUAUUUAUAAUUUAUAUUAUUUGUUUUUUAUUAAAUAUACCACAUUUAAUUUAUGCUGAUUUAAAAGAUGAUUCCAAUGAAAAAUCAAAUUGUCAAUAUAUUGAUCCAAUAGCAAAUGGUGUAAAAUAUGUAUUAUAUUUAUAUAUUAUUGGUGUUACUAUAUUACCGGCUAUAUUUAUUUUUAUUAUGAAUAUUUUAAUAUCAUAUAAAUUAAAAUCUACAAUAAAACAUUCAAAAUUAAAUGGUUAUUAUGAUAAACAAUCUUAUAGUGAAUUAAAUAAAGUAAUAACACAUUUAGCUAUAAGUAUUAUGUUUACAUGUUUAUCAAUUCCAUUAGUUACAAUAAUGAUAUUAAGACAAAAAGUACAUUUUAAUAAUUAUGAAUUAAUUUAUCCAAUUUAUGCAUAUAAAAUUAUACAAUUAUCAAAAUUAUUUAGUUCUAUUGAUUCAUUUAAUCAUACAUUUGAUUUUUUUUUAUAUUGGGCAUUUUUACCAAUAUUUAGACAAACAUUAUAUAAAAUAAUUACAAAUAUAUAUACAAAAUUAUUAUGUAAUUGUAAUAAAAAUAAAAUAAUUCAUCAUAAUCAUUAUCAUCAUCAACAUCAUAAUAUCAAUCGUAUGAAUAUUCGUACAAACAAUAAUAAUAAUAAUAAUAAUAUUAUACUAAAUAAUAAUGGUAAUCAUAGACUCAUCGAUAAUCAGAAUAACAAUAUUACUAAUACUACUACUACUAAUAAUAAUAAUAAUAAUGAUAAUAAUAAUAAUCAUUAUAACUUUGAUUUAUCUGACUUACCUUAUUACUCAUACUUGAACUUUCCUCUAGGAUAUUUCGAUUUUUCUCAUAGUAGAGGUCGUUGCUCUCCUCAUAAUCUUUACUAUUAUCAACAUUAUCGUACUCACCGUCAUUGUCGUCGUCAUUAUCAUCAUCAUCAUCAUCAUCAUUACCAGUAUCAUCAAUCUCACCAUCAAUAUUAUCAGAAAUGUCAACAAAAAUCUAAUCAAUUAGAAUAUAGCAAACAAUUAAGUUUUCACUGUAUGGAAGAAAUUCAUGAUAAACAUUUUCAAAAUAAACAACAAUAUCAGACAACAAUUUCUAGAUAAUCUUUUUAUUUUUCUGGUGUUAAUUAACAAAUAUAAAUACAGAUAUACACAUACAUCCUUCAUUUUUAUUUACUAUUACACAGAUUGUUUUCCUCAUUGUGACUAUAGUUCGUAGCAAUUAACUCUAUAUUGCCUAUACAUAGUAUAAUGAAUUGAUUUCAAAUUCUAUCAUACAUUAUAUAACAACUGUGAUUACUUCACUGUAUAUUCUAUCAUGGAUUAUAAGACUAAUCAGUACUCAUAUAUUUUAUGUCCUUAUCCAUUUAUUCAAAUUAAAAAAAAAAUCACCCAUAUUUAAAUUAGGUUUCAAUGUUAUCUUUAUUUAUUUCUUACUUACCUGUGAUGUAAUUAUCUUUUCAGUUAAGAUCAAUUUAAUUUUCUCAAAUUAUUAUUCAUAAAUAUCAGAAUGUUCAAUGUUUGAUUACAGUUUAUGUUUUUUUUUGUUGAUUUGAAAAGAAUCUAUUUCAAUAAUUAAGAUCAUAAGUCAGUUGAAGUUAUAAUAUUCAAAACUAAAACACAACCCAUAUGAGAAUCGAUUUGUUCUUACUUUUCACUUUUUUUUUUAAUUUUAAUAUUUUAAUAUUUAACAAUAUGAUGAACUAUUCUUACUGUUUUAAAGAUUUACCAUCUUUAUGAAAAUUACUUUUUUUCUUUUGUUUUCUCUAAUUAUCAUGUUGUUUUGUUUUUUCAUCUAAACAUUUAAAUAUAGAUUAAUUUAUUGAUUAUUUUUUUAUAAUAAUGUAAGUAUACAAUUGUUCCUUAUAUUGUUUGUUUUUUUUUUCUUUAAAAAUGGUGAUCAUAAUGCGUAUAGUUGUUAAAAUUUUCAAAGUAGUAUAUUAUAAUUACAAGUUAUUGAAAGUACUGAAGUAUAUGGAUGUUAUGUUCUUGAAUUUCGACAUAUAAAUAUAAUAUACUGAAAUAAAAUUGUUCACAGAUAUUUAGUUUAUUUUUGCGAAAAUUUAAUUUCCAUAGUACUUACUUACUUACUCCUGUUACUAUUCGUGAAGGAGCAUAGUUCACCUACCAACACUCUUCAUCCAACUCUAUCUUGGGCAAUCCAUUCCAGCUCUUUCCAGUUGUUAUGUGUUUUUUAGCCUUCCUCUUUUCAUCUUUCUUUCAGGAGUUCAAGUUAGAGUUUACCUCGUGAUGUUGUUUGAUAAUUUGCGUGAUGUAUAUCCUAUCCAUUUCAAUUGUGUUUUCCUAAUUUCCUUUUCAACUGGAAGCUGAUUUCUCUCUCACACAGAAAGCUGUUGCUGAUGGUAUUAGGCCAAUGGAUGAUGAGUAUCAAUUUCCACAGUACGUUAGUACUAAUUUGUAGCACAAUUAAACGUUUGAAAUGAAUAAAAUAGUUGUUUUUUUAAUAAUGUAUCAUCAGAAUUUUUCUACAACAAAAGAUUUUGAAACUUUCCAUUCAAGGAAAGAGCAUAUACUAUUAUCAUUCAAUUAAAAUUUCAUAAGUCACAAUUUUUAAUGAUUUAACAUUAGAAAAAAUGAUCAUGAUUGAUUGUUGUCGGUUCAUAUUUGCUUUAUAUUGAAAUCAAGUAAAUGUUAUUCUAAUAGUUGAGAUCAUGAGUCAAUUGAAUCUAAACCACCAUGGAAAAUCUAGAAGCCCUGGACGGCCGUUUCGUUCUACUGUGGGACUC